Molecule: messenger RNA, 3439 nt
Organism: Adelges cooleyi (spruce gall adelgid)
Lineage: Eukaryota; Metazoa; Arthropoda; Insecta; Hemiptera; Adelgidae
Product: zinc finger protein 271-like
Exons: 4
Coding region: 199-2292 (697 amino acids)
Biological process (GO): regulation of transcription by RNA polymerase II
Cellular component (GO): nucleus
Molecular function (GO): RNA polymerase II cis-regulatory region sequence-specific DNA binding; DNA-binding transcription activator activity, RNA polymerase II-specific
Source: RefSeq, a predicted model, not a curated record
UCACUUUACUUCUUCACUGCAGGUAUGACAUUCGUAGCGUAGACUGUUAACAUUCCAAUACAUUAAAUAUAAUAUUAUUACUCUAGUUCGUAUUGUGCGACCCGACUGGUUUAAUUCUUUUUGCCACAAAGCCUACACACCAGAUCACCCACGACAUCGAGUUUCAGUAGUAAAGAACCAUCUAAAAUCAAAAUUGAAAUGGAUGGUUAUAACCUUGAGACCGUGAUCAAAAUAGAAAAUGAGGUUAAGAAAGAGCUAUUUACCGAAGCUUUAGUGAAAAACCCUAAUCCGAAUCCCAUUGAAAAAUUAUUUAAUAGUUGUUCGACAGCCUACAAGUAUUGCCAAACAACCACCAAUGGAGUUGAAAAUAAUACCAUUGAAACGUGCAAAAAAAUGAUUGCCCAAGUCGAUGUAGAUAUAGUGAACGGAUAUGUUUUUGAGUCCGUGGUAGAAAUCGAGGAAAAUAGACUUUUGGAUGUGCAAACGACAAACGACAAUUUGGACGAAGUACGUAAAUUUGUCUGCGAUGUAUGUAAGAAGUCGUUUAAUACUAAAACAAGAAUCACACGACACAUAACGCAUUCACAAAGUUCACACUCGAAAACAAACUUCAAAAAUACUUAUACUGUCAAUGGUACGAGUUUUGAACGCGUGCCCACUGCUGAGAAGCCCUACAAAUGUGAUGUGUGCCAAAAUGCUUUUUCAAAUUUAUCGGCACUUCGAAGACACCAACGCGUGCACACUGGUGAGAAGCCCUACAAAUGUGAUGUUUGUCUGAAUGCUUUUUCAUAUUUAUCGGCACUUCGAAUGCACCAACGCGUACACACCGGUGAUAAGCCCUAUAAAUGUGACGUGUGUUUAGAGGCAUUUUCUCAAAAAGGCAACCUCUCAAUACACAAACGCAUUCACACUGGUGAGAAGCCCUACAAAUGUGAUGUUUGUCUGAAUGCUUUUUCAAAUUUAUCGGCACUUCGAACACACCAACGCGUGCACACUGGUGAGAAGCCCUACAAAUGUGAUGUUUGUCUGAAUGCUUUUUCAAAUUUAUCGGCACUUCGAAAACACCAACGCGUGCACACUGGUGAGAAGCCCUACAAAUGUGAUGUUUGUCUGAAUGCUUUUUCAAAUUUAUCGGCACUUCGAACACACCAACGCGUGCACACUGGUGAGAAGCCCUAUAAAUGUGACGUGUGUUCAAAGGCAUUUUCUCGAAAAGGCAACCUCUCAACACACAAACGCAUUCACACUGGUGAGAAGCCCUACACAUGUGAUGUGUGCCAAAAUGCUUUUUCUAAUUUAUCGGCACUUCGAACACACCAACGCGUGCACACUGGUGAGAAGCCCUACAAAUGUGAUGUUUGUCUGAAUGCUUUUUCAAAUUUAUCGGCACUUCGAAAACACCAACGCGUGCACACUGGUGAGAAGCCCUACAAAUGUGACGUGUGUUUAGAGGCAUUUUCUCAAAAAGGCAACCUCUCAAUACACAAACGCAUUCACACUGGUGAGAAGCCCUACAAAUGUGAUGUUUGUCUGAAUGCUUUUUCAAAUUUAUCGGCACUUCGAACACACCAACGCGUGCACACUGGUGAGAAGCCCUACAAAUGUGAUGUUUGUCUGAAUGCUUUUUCAAAUUUAUCGGCACUUCGAAAACACCAACGCGUGCACACUGGUGAGAAGCCCUACAAAUGUGAUGUUUGUCUGAAUGCUUUUUCAAAUUUAUCGGCACUUCGAACACACCAACGCGUGCACACUGGUGAGAAGCCCUACAAAUGUGAUGUUUGUCUGAAUGCUUUUUCAGAUUUAUCGGCACUUCGAACACACCAACGCGUGCACACUGGUGAGAAGCCCUACAAAUGUGAUGUUUGUCUGAAUGCUUUUUCAAAUUUAUCGGCACUUCGAACACACCAACGCGUACACACCGGUGAUAAGCCCUAUAAAUGUGACGUGUGUUCAGAGGCAUUUUCUCAAAAAGGCAACCUCUCAAUACACAAACGCAUUCACACUGGUGAAAAACCUUAUAAAUGUGAUGUGUGUCUAAAGGCUUUUCGUGUUUCGUGGUCACUUAAAACACACAAACUCGUACAUACCGGUGAGAAGCCCUACAAAUGUGAUGUGUGCACAAAGGCAUUUUCUCAAACAUCUCCCCUCACGCUACACAAACGCGUCCACACUGGUGAAAAGCCCUACAAAUGUGACGUGUGCUCAAAGGCAUUUUCUGAUGGAUCAGUUUUUAUAACACAUACACGCGUGCACACUGGUGAAAAGCAAUUUAAAUGUAACGUGUGCUCAUAGUCAUAUUCUUAUAGCUCAAAUCUCAGUUUACAUAAACGCGUGCACACUAGAGAAAAACACUAGAAUUGUAGCGUUUGUUUGCAUCCAUUUUCUCAAAAAUUCUAUCUCACAAUACAUGAACGAUUGAACGCAAGCAUGUUACAUGUGAUCAAUUUCACAAUAUUAUUUUGUAUUUACUAUAUUUUUAUUUAUUCAAAACUUUAUAUUCGGAUCUCACAAACUCGUUCAAGCUCGUUAAUAUCCCUAUAGGUAUUUGAUAUAACGCGCACACGCUUAAAAUAUUUUUCUAAAAAAUCUAACCUUGUGCAACACAGUUGGGUGCACUCUGUUGAAAUGCCCAGUCAACAGCUCAUAAUAAUUGUUUAUUAAUUUGACAUACUUUAUAUUCUUUUCAUAAUUUUUUAAUUUACUACUAAAUUAUUUUAAUCAGAUGUCUAUGCGAUAAAGAUAAUUGCAAGACUAAUUGUAAGAUGACCCUACUUUACUCUGCAGACAUUUUUUUUAAGACGUUUGUUUGACAUGUAUUAUUUAUAGUAAAAAUUCAGUUUAUCAAUAUUUUUAAAAUAAAUAUUUUUGUUUUUUAAUCGUUUUAUAUACGGCUUGUCACAUUUAUUUAGUAGUUACAAUAGUCUAUUUAAUUGAACAAAUGUGUUAUUAAACUAAAAGUUGAUGUCAUUUGAAUAACAACUUAAGAUUAAAUAGUGUUAAUUGACCUAACAAAUAGCUUUAAAUGUGAUUUUUGCAUAGUAAAUUCGUCAUUGUUUGUACACUGACUUCCUUUAAAUUGUACUAUAAUAAGAAAAGUUGUAGCUUAUGAAGAAAAACACAUUAUUGUUAAGACCUUUAUAUUUUAAAUUACUAUAACUUACAGAUAAUUAUUAUUCAAGUUUAAUAAUAUGUAUUGUAAUUAUAAGACAAUUCAAAUUGUACAUAAAUUGAUUUCCUUGCCCAUGCUUUUUUAAUAAAAACAUUUAGGUAAGAUAAGCCGUUAGAGUAAAUGUUAAGAAGAAAUCUAUGAACAUUGUAAAGUGAUAUGACAUUUUCGUCUACCAUCUUAAUACUAUCUUAGCAUUUUUAGAUUCAAACAACUUGUCACUUUUUAUACUUUGUGAUUAAAAUAUGUCAAUGAUUCAAUAGUUAAUCAUCU